This is a messenger RNA of Condylura cristata (star-nosed mole), 953 nucleotides long. It is a transcript of the gene NUDCD2, whose product is annotated as NudC domain containing 2. Gene Ontology annotation, cellular component: cytoplasm. Lineage: Eukaryota; Metazoa; Chordata; Mammalia; Eulipotyphla; Talpidae. Gene Ontology annotation, biological process: protein folding. The transcript has 4 exons. The coding region runs from base 24 to 545 and encodes 173 amino acids. The record is from RefSeq and is a predicted model, not a curated record.
GCCUGCGCGUGGGGAUUUCACGCAUGCGCUCAGCUCUCUUGGUGUUGCUACAGCCGGGAGGCUGGAGGAGUAUGUCGGCCCCGUUCGAGGAGCGCAGUGGGGUGGUUCCUUGCGGGACGCCGUGGGGCCAGUGGUACCAGACCUUGGAGGAGGUGUUCAUUGAAGUUCAGGUGCCACCAGGCACUCGCGCCCAGGAUAUCCAGUGCGGCCUGCAGAGCCGGCAUGUGGCGCUGGCCGUGGGUGGCCGCGAGAUUCUCAAGGGUAAACUCUUUGAUUCUACAAUAGCUGAUGAGGGAACAUGGACUUUGGAGGACAGAAAAAUGGUCCGUAUUGUUCUUACAAAGACAAAGAGAGAUGCAGCAAAUUGUUGGACUUCUCUUCUAGAAUCUGAAUAUGCAGCUGAUCCUUGGGUGCAAGACCAAAUGCAGAGAAAACUGACACUGGAGAGAUUCCAGAAAGAAAAUCCUGGUUUUGACUUCAGUGGAGCAGAAAUCUCAGGAAACUACACUAAAGGUGGACCAGAUUUCUCAAAUCUUGAGAAAUAGCUACUAUUUAUUUUUCAGCAUUCUGUGGAUCCUAGCAGAUGUUGCUAACAUAAUCAAAAGAACAGAAAUAUAUUGUGGAAGAAAAAUGCAGAUGCCUUGGCUACAGUUAACAAGUUGCAAAAUGUAUUUAACAUGGUUCUAAAAAUUACAUUCAAAUAUGAUUUACAUAGAAAAACAUCUUAAUACUGUGGGAACUAUUAUUAAUACAUGGUUAACUUUUUUUGGACUUAUUUUUGCUCAGCAUGAAGUUUUAUAUGCUGCAUUUUACUAAUUUCAUAUUUAACUUGUAUUUUUAAUAUAGAAAACAUUAAGGUAUAAAUCAUGUAAAAUGCAGGGUGCCUUCAGAAUAAAUGUAUUUCGUUCAGUAAGUGUGAUGCAGGAAUGAUGUUCAAUAAACUUUUCUAAAUA